Molecule: messenger RNA, 1727 nt
Organism: Ziziphus jujuba (common jujube)
Lineage: Eukaryota; Viridiplantae; Streptophyta; Magnoliopsida; Rosales; Rhamnaceae
Product: wax ester synthase/diacylglycerol acyltransferase 4
Exons: 5
Coding region: 93-1499 (468 amino acids)
Biological process (GO): triglyceride biosynthetic process
Cellular component (GO): plasma membrane
Molecular function (GO): long-chain-alcohol O-fatty-acyltransferase activity; diacylglycerol O-acyltransferase activity
Source: RefSeq, a predicted model, not a curated record
AAAUAAGUGACGAGGAAAAAUAAACAACGCAAAAGGUGUUGAAUAACGUGAGCGAGUUUAACAUUACUAUUGUGGAAAAAACUCUGAAUAGAAUGGAGGAUUUUCGAGAGGAAAGAAUAUUGUUAGAGCCAGUGAGUCCAACAGGGGAGUUCUUGAACAACUCAGUGUUAUCAGUUUCAAUUCUUGCUGUUUUGGAAAUUGAGAUUCCCAUUACUAUUGAUAUUUCGCAAGCUACGUCUUUGGUUUGUGGUGUUUUGCUCCCCAUCAACCCACGUUUCUCUUCAAUCAUGGUUGAGGAUUCCAAUGGAAACAAAAAAUGGCAGAAUGUGGAAGUGAAGUUUGAAGAUCAUUUAAAUUUCCCAAAUUUUCCCUUCGGACUUUCACCAGAAUCAUAUGAUAAAUAUCUUGAUGAAUAUUUAUCGAAGAUGGCUACCGCAAAAUUUCCACAAAACAAACCUCUAUGGGAAAUUCAUAUAGUAAAAUAUCCAACUAGCAAAGCAGCUGGUAAUAUCAUAUUCAAGUUUCACCAUGCACUUGGCGAUGGCUACUCUUUAAUGGGUGCUCUUCUUUCUUCUCUACAAAGAGCUGAAAAUCCUUCUCUUCCUCUAACAUUUCCUACAUGCCAAAGCUCCAAACUUAAAAGAAAUAGAAGCAUAAUUCAUCGUCUGCCUCAAAUUUUCUCUUCGAUAUUAUAUACCAUACCAGAUUUCGGUUGGAGUCUUAUAAAGAGCAACUUUUUAAAAGAUGAUCAAUCACCAAUAAGGUCUGGGAAUUAUGUUGGAGUUGAAUUUCAACCAACAAUAUUAACUACCACGACGUUCUCUCUCGAUCAAGUGAAAUUAAUCAAGAAUAAGCUUGUAGCCACAAUAAACGACGUAAUUUGUGGAAUAAUAUUCUUUGGCGCUCGACUAUACAUGCAAGAGAUUAACGAAGAAUCAACAAACUCGAAUUGCACAGCAAUUGUGUUGCUGAAUACAAGGAUGUUUAUGGAUUAUGCUUCUGUUAAUGAGAUGAUGAAACCUGAUUCCAAGACGCCAUGGGGAAAUCGAUUUGCUUUUUUGCAUAUACCAAUUCCCAAAUUCAGAAAUGAUCAAUUUUCAAAUCCAUUGGAUAUUGUUCGGUAUGCCCAAAAAGUAAUCGGGAGAAAGAGAAAAUCUUUAUCUGUUUACCUCAACGGCAGGCUAUUGGAGAUGGUGAAGAAAUUUAAAGGCUAUGAGGCAGCAGCAGAGCUCAUGUACAACACGGUGACAAAUGCAAGCAUGGUUAUCUCAAAUAUGAUUGGUCCGGUGGAACAGAUGGCUUUGGCUAAUCAUCCUGUUAAGGGCUUAUAUUUUUCCCUGGGCGGGACACCCGAGGACCUGAAUAUAAGCAUUGUGAGUUACAUGGGGAAGCUGAGCGUUACCUUUGGAACUAAAGAAGGGCAUAUAGACCUGCAGAAGUUCAAGUCAUGCAUUGAACAAGCUUUUGACACCAUCUUCAAAGCAGCACAAAACUCUUAAUAGAACUAGGAUUUUUUUUUUUUUAAAUGAAUAAUAGGACUAGCCUUUGAAAGAUAAAACGUAAGGCAUAAAUUAGUUUCCUUAAUAUAUAUUGGAUUGCUUCACGAUGGACGCUUCACGCCCCAUUAUACUUGCUAAGACGUAUAAUUUCAAUACAUUAUUAUUAUCAUUAUUUUACAUUCUAGUUAGAGUGUGAAACUUCACCUAUAAAAUAAAUGUGCAACUCUA